Messenger RNA from Scaptodrosophila lebanonensis, 1947 nucleotides. RefSeq names its product voltage-dependent calcium channel type D subunit alpha-1-like. Lineage: Eukaryota; Metazoa; Arthropoda; Insecta; Diptera; Drosophilidae. Bases 439 to 1947 code for a protein of 502 amino acids. The record is from RefSeq and is a predicted model, not a curated record. The transcript has 6 exons.
GUUGCUGUUGGUCGUUGCCUCCGGAAAACCAUAGACUUUAAAUAUUGCCAAAUUUAAAACGAAAUAAGUUUACAAAAAUUGCAUCCGUUUCAAAAAUAUACAAAUACAUAAAAAAUAAACUAGUGCGUCCUGAAUAAACCGAAAAAUUCACCACCGUCUACCAGUUUGGCAGCUAAAUUUAAUCUCAAUAUAAACAUCAACUAAAUGCCAAGUUUGUGCGCAUGUGUAUGUGUGUGUGUGUGUGCGAGUGACAGAAUACAUAGCUUGAGUGUGCUUAGCUGCUUUGCAUGCGAAUGUGCCGAUAUGUCACUGCGCUGAGACAAAACACACCUGUUGCUGACGACGACCGCAUUUGGAAGGAGUGAGUUUUUCACAGUCGAACCAUCGUACAGCACAUGAAACGAAAAUAAUACUGGCAGUGGGCAGGAAACUACAAAUAUGAAUACAGGCGACCAUAAGGAGCAUGCCUCAUCAACGCAACCACAACAACAGCAACAACAGCAACAACAGCAACAACAGAAACAACAAAUUAACAAAUAUGAUGCCUUGGAUAGUUCUAAUACCAAUAAUAAAUUAAAUCAUCAGUAUAAUAAUGAUAAGGAAACGAGCAGAGACGUAACACUUAAGCCAACAACAACAGCAACAGCAACAACACCAACAUCUUUAGCAUCUUGCGUGGUCAUCGAUGAAUCAUGUGCUACGACCAAGAAUCAGCAACAGCAACAACAAAGCACAACAGCAACAACAAUCGAUGGGACAAGCCCGAGAGCUGGGGCAACGACAUCUUCGCAACGUCGCCGCCAACUGCAAUUCCAAAGGCAAAAGGAUGCCAAGCUUUAUGACAAUGUCGAUGAUAAGAAUAAAGGGGGCAGGUCUGGGUCGGGGGUCGCGGGUGUCAGUGGUGUAGGUGUUGGUGGGGAAUUGGUUAAUUGCAUUGCCUACGAUGAUAACACUCUAAUCAUAGAGCGCAAGCCCUCACCCACUUCACCGGCCACAAGUCGUCGGUAUCUGAAGGCGGGCGAUUCGGCACAGCUUCACAAAUCGGACACGUCGAAUCGUGGCAGUCGAAAAUAUAAUCGAAAAUCGAAGGCAACAGGAACAGCAGCAGCAGCAGCAGCCGCCACCGCCGCCGCCGCAGCUUCACCAUCACCCAAAAGUGAUUUGGAAGUGGUAAUCGUUAGGCCCGAGCAUCAUCAUCAGCAGCGUUCCCCAACCGUAACAUUGCCGGUGCCAUCGGCACCAGCAUCUGUGGGACACAGUCCGCCGACUGCCUCCUCAUUGGCCACCACAUCGGUGCUACAACAAAGCUGUCCGCUUGAGGAGGAGCACACGGCCAACAACAGGAAGCGUUCGACCAAUACCGAGCUAGCACUCAGCACGGUCACCACACAAAUUGUAAAUAACAGCACCUACAAGCUCGACUUUAAGCGAGGUCGUCAUAAAAACAACAACUCCAGCAACAACGGUGGAAACGGCAACAAGCGCCGCAAGUCCUCCUGCACUUCAUGCGGCACAGGUGCUCCGGCCGGCCAACGCCUAACCCCCGAGGAGGCACUUGCUGCGGCCCAGUCCGCCGCGGCCGCUGCGGCCAGCGCCUGGCAACAACAGCCCCAGAAUAGUGUGACCACCGACGACUGCGAGGACGAGGACGACGACGACGACGUUGGCGGCGAGGUUGAGGAUCGCAUAGCGGUUGAGGCAGAGGAGGAUCUUAGCUCGCAGACGCUUCGCACUGCAGCAAUAGUAGCUGCCGUAGCGGCCGCUGCCGCCGAACAGAGUAACAAGGAGAGAGCCGCGAAUACAGACUGCGAGAGCUACAGCGAUAGACGUGGACUCUCUGACGAGGAUGCAGACGAUGUGGCCAUUAUUUCUAGUGUGCGCAACGGGAAUGACGAUUCGCUCGAUGAUGUCGGUGAUGUUGAUGAUAAUGCCGAUGAGGACAUGUAG